Messenger RNA from Xiphophorus maculatus (southern platyfish), 1007 nucleotides. Its product is annotated as pro-opiomelanocortin-like. Gene Ontology annotation, biological process: neuropeptide signaling pathway. NCBI's taxonomy places the organism in Eukaryota, Metazoa, Chordata, Actinopteri, Cyprinodontiformes, Poeciliidae. The transcript is spliced from 3 exons. Gene Ontology annotation, molecular function: neuropeptide hormone activity. The coding region runs from base 278 to 988 and encodes 236 amino acids. Gene Ontology annotation, cellular component: extracellular region. The record is from RefSeq and is a predicted model, not a curated record.
CUCCCCGUUUGGAGCAGAGAAGUUGAUGCCGCACCUCAAUCACACCCAGAGGCCUUGAGACUCAACACUCUUUAAUUCUUGCAACUAUAAAAAGAGCUUUCAUCGUCAAAAGAGGCAACAGCGAGCCUAUAUCCUACUGAGCAUUUUAUUACUGGGAACAGAGAAAGCUGGAGCAGGAGAGUGACUGGAAGUCUGCGAGAUCUGAGGAGCCAAGACCGAAGGGGGAAGCAAGAAGGGAAAACAAGAAUUUCGAAAAAGCUCUGAGUUGGAGAAGAAGAUGGUGUGUCAGUGCUGGUUGUUUAUGGUUCUGAUGGGAUUUAUGUGCAGCUCUGGGUCUGGCUCAGGGUGCUUAGAGAGCUCUACAUGCAAUGACUUGAGUAACAAGGACAUAAUACAGGACUGCCUUCACCUCUGCACCUCUGCAAUCGAGCCUGAAACCAAGCCACCCAGGGUCACAGAUCAGCAGGAGAAUGAUGAUUUUGAUGAUCCUGAGGAGAGCCAUACGGGUGACCUGCUGCUCAGCAUCAUUCUCUCCACUCUGGCUUCUGAAGGCAAAGUACCGGAGGGAGAUCUGAAAACCCAUGAUGACCAGCGCCGCUCUUAUGCAAUGGAGCAUUUCCGCUGGGGGAAGCCUUUCGGCCGAAAGCGCAGGCCUGUUAAAGUGUUCCCCUCUGCUCUGGAUGAGGAGGUCUUUCCCCUGCGGGCGCGCAGGCACUUGAGCUGGAACAAAGCUGAAUCAAAGGGAGGCGUUGUUAAAGGAAAGCAUCAGAAUAAGGAUGUGCUCGGGUCCAGAGCCGGGUUCAGGUCUCGGGCCACACCAGAGAGAAAAGCCGAGACCUACAGGAUGAGUCACUUCAGAUGGGGCAGCCCGCUUGCAUCCAAACAAAACAAUGGGUUUGUGAAGCUGUGGGAGGAGAAACCUCGGGAAAAGCUGUCCAAGUUAUUCAAGAACAUUUUAGUGAAGGAUGUGAAAACGAUAAUGGGCUAAAAAAAAAAAAAAGGUAGAC